AUGGUGGUUCGCUGGCUAACCAGAAAGAAUAUUGAGCCAAAUUAUGAACAAAUACGUCCGUUGGAAAUAAUAAUCGUUUUCCUGUACUCUCUAUUGCCGAUUAACGCAGUGGGAACGUUCGAAUCACUCUGUGCGUAUCCAUUUUUUUAUGGCAAUGGAACACUGAAGGGAACGAAGUGCGAUGUGGAAUAUUAUAUGGAUACAUCAGACGAUGUGAAGGCGUACGAUAUGUGCGCAACAUUGUCUCCUUUCGAAGUCGCUUACUACAAGUUUGGUUAUCCAACCUUGUGCACUUAUGUCAAAACGCACUUCUGCGAGGACAACGAACUGACAUUGUUUGAUAAAUGUAUCGUAGUCAAAGGCUUCGCUGACUAUGGUUCGUCAGGAUGCGGUGAUCGAUAUAAGAUGCAUAAUAUUGAACAUCGCGAAGAACAAAAGUCUCCUCCUCAUGUCAAGUCAGUGUCUUUAUCCUCUCUGACACGUCCUGAACCAACCUAUCUACCUCCGAGGAAUUUCAUUGAAAGGCUUGGUUGGCAGAGCAGCGAACAACCGUUUGGUCGCGCAGGCACAGCUAUACCACUUAACGACUGCGCCACACCACCCGAGCCUGGCGUUCAGUGGAUUCCGUCACGUCUUGGUUGGUCGGGUGACAUCAUAAUUAAUCUUCCUGGCCUGCAUUAUCAGAUUUUCGACGUUGCUCCUGUUGCUUCCGGUGCAUGGGAACUUGUAAGCGUUAAUCAGGAGACUCUUUUCUACAACUGUGAAAUGCGUAAAAUUUUAAAACCCAUGGGCAGGCUGCAAGUUUCUAGUCUCAUGAGUUUUUGGGAGGACGUUGCGUUCUCCUGGAGUGAACAGGUAGAGCUUAUUUAUUGGAGGCUUUUGGCCGACGAUGCGGGAUACAAGGAUCUCAUAAGUCAUUCCUGGGACAGCGGAAAGAGGACAAUAGGUAUUAGUACAGAGCAAAUGAAGGUAGCUUUGCGUAUACAAGGCGACUCAUUCGGUUCCUAUCUGAGAGGGAGUGCAUUUUACGAACACAUGUCUAAGAAACUCCCGCACUUGUGCUCAAGACCAGCAAGGGCAUCUGAAGCAACUAUUCUUGAAAUUUCCAACAUGUUCGAAACACUAGGAUUUCAAGGCGGAAUAGCGAAAGACCGGAACGGUCAUGCACGCCCGUUUUUAUUUUUUCCCUCGAUGAUGCCUGUGAAAGGUGGAAAAUUCGAUCCCCAGUUCGAUGAGCUCCAUGAAACUUGCCAGUUACCAGCAGGAUUGUAUAGAGCAAGUGUAGGACGCAUCCCAUCGUUCUCAAGCGAUCCGAGCAGCGACUGCAGUUUGGAUAAGGAUUAUAAAGCAAACAGAAAAAGGUGGACUUACUAUGGUCCAAAAAAUUCUACUGCUAUGUCUGACGAUAAAUAUUGGAAUGAUAAGUAUCCAGCAAACACUUGCGCCGAUCUUCCACGUACCACUGUGGGUCUACUAAACCACUACGUGGAUAUACCAGCCUUCGUUCGUCGUCCUAUUAUUUGCACAUACGGCAACCCCCCAGAUCUACCACCACUUAGACCAGAUGAUCAAUGCAACAGUGCCGCUCAUUUUGAUCAUAACAAACAACGAUGCGUUUGUAAUGAUCCCAGUGCCGAUGGUAGAAUUAAAGACCCCGAAAAAUAUGGAAAAUUCCCUGAGGGAGUCGUUUGUAUUGAUUGCACUAGUACAACGAUCACAAGAUCAAUCAUGUUCGUUCUUGAUAACACUGGCAGUGUGGGACAUGACGGUUGGGCGCAGCAGAAAAAUUUCAUGCGAAAAGUGGCGGAGUCGAUCAAAAAUGUCCGAAUGGGACUAGUUAUUAUCGCUGGAGAUCCUAAUAUAGAAAUUGAAAUUGAUUACUAUAAGAAGAAUGAAGAAAAAGUCUGGAAUUUUAUUAAACACAAAAGAUGGGGAAACAGAUGGACUGGCAUUGGACCGGCACUUCGUCUUGCGCGCCUAAGUCUUGAGCGUGAAAAAACAGAUGAGCGGAUCAUUGUAAUAAUUUCCGAUGGAGAUGGAGACAACUGUCCUUGGGACGACUACCACGAGAAAUGCCCUCGUCAUGUGCAGGAAAAUUUGCAAAAAUAUUCCCAGGCUAAAGAAGCAGCCUUGAUACACACGGCUGGAAUAAGAGUGAUAUAUACUGUCGUUGGAGAUCUAUACAAAACAUCUACCGGGGCUGCUGAAAGAGUGCAUAUUAUUGCAGGAGGCUCACAAAAUAUAGUGCCCGUAGCAAGUUUUACGAGCUUCGAUACCUCUGUUCUGGACAACGUGAUCAAAGUAAUAUGUACACCGCUGUCUUAA
Necator americanus (New World hookworm) is the source of this 2325-nucleotide messenger RNA. RefSeq lists its product as uncharacterized. The record is from RefSeq and is a predicted model, not a curated record. NCBI's taxonomy places the organism in Eukaryota, Metazoa, Nematoda, Chromadorea, Rhabditida, Ancylostomatidae. The transcript has 20 exons. Bases 1 to 2325 code for a protein of 774 amino acids.